CUGGACUACAUUGGCCAAUAAAAGCCUCUGAAAUUGUCCUUUGUACUCUACACCGACACGGAAACAUAGUUACCUCCUCUUUCUCUCGGCUUUCACUUCUGGUGAGAUUCCCUCCCAGGCUGCAAGACAUUUCCUGCUCGGAACCUAUUUCUUAAAAUUCCUGCGCCAGGGGAGCCUGCCGAGAGCAACGCUCACGCCGACUGUGUCCUUUCAGACCCUGCGCUGACAAUGCAAGCUCAGUCGCCGGUGGUCGUGGUGACCCAGCCUGGAUACGGUCCGGCACCCCAGAACUCCAACUGGCAGACCAGCAUGUGUGACUGCUUCAGCGACUGCGGGGUCUGUCUCUGUGGCACGUUUUGCUUCCCCUGCCUUGGGUGUCAAGUUGCAGCUGACAUGAACGAAUGCUGUCUGUGCGGAACAACUGUGGCCAUGAGGACUCUCUACCGGACCCGAUACGGCAUCCCUGGAUCUAUUUGCGAUGACUACAUGGUAACACUUUGCUGUCCUUAUUGUUCUCUCUGCCAAAUCAAGAGAGAUAUCAACAGAAGGAGAGCCAUGCGUACUUUCUAAAAACAACUGAUGGUGAAGAGCUCUUUCUGAAAGGACUAAAUCAGCAAAAACAUCUUCAGCUUCAGCACUGCACCGUCUUUGGCACCUGAAAUACGAUGGAGACGUUUAAUUACAAUUGAUAGCAAUAAGGAAAAACUCAAAGUUUUGACUUAUUUUAAAGGAAUACUGUCCCUGAGUUUUGCUAAACAGUCCAGCUUAGUUUCUCCUUGCUUUCAUAUGAUCAAAUUUCUUGGCCUAUAAAUUUUUAAAAUUACAUUUAAAAUGUAAAUGAAAGAUUUUACUAAAAAGAUUCUUUAAGCUUCUUUGCUCUCACUAAAAGAGCUUUGUCACUAGUUCAUCCCAAGGGUCAAACUCAUACUUUUGUUCUCAUCCUUGGUUUUUUUAGCAGGAGAUCUUGGUUCACGGCCACUCAGCUCUUUUUCAUCUAAGAAAAAGAUGAAGGAAGGUGAGGAAGGAAAAAAAGCUACAGAUAACUAUUCCAAGACAGUUAAUGGUGCAUGUAGCCAACACUUUCGCUCCUUUCCAUGCUAUCUGUAUUACUAAUGCUGACCAAGAAAGACUUUAGGCAAAGAACACGCUUGGCCUUGCUUCCCAGCUGCGUACCUGAGGGGUUUGUUAUUGUAUUGUUGAUUUUCUUUCCCUUUCAUAUACGAAAUAGGAGAGCAAGUAAUAAAAAUUCAAUCUUCAAAUUCA
Lemur catta (Ring-tailed lemur) is the source of this 1263-nucleotide messenger RNA. It is a transcript of the gene PLAC8, whose product is annotated as placenta associated 8. The record is from RefSeq and is a predicted model, not a curated record. The transcript is spliced from 5 exons. Gene Ontology annotation, biological process: positive regulation of transcription by RNA polymerase II. The coding region runs from base 229 to 570 and encodes 113 amino acids. NCBI's taxonomy places the organism in Eukaryota, Metazoa, Chordata, Mammalia, Primates, Lemuridae.